This is a messenger RNA of Capsella rubella, 1085 nucleotides long. Its product is annotated as nuclear transcription factor Y subunit A-7. The record is from RefSeq and is a predicted model, not a curated record. Gene Ontology annotation, cellular component: CCAAT-binding factor complex. The coding region runs from base 164 to 766 and encodes 200 amino acids. Lineage: Eukaryota; Viridiplantae; Streptophyta; Magnoliopsida; Brassicales; Brassicaceae. The transcript has 6 exons. Gene Ontology annotation, biological process: regulation of transcription by RNA polymerase II. Gene Ontology annotation, molecular function: RNA polymerase II cis-regulatory region sequence-specific DNA binding; DNA-binding transcription factor activity, RNA polymerase II-specific.
CUUGAGCAAGGGAAGAAAACGACACUCUCUCGCUCUCUUUCUCUCUGUUCUUCAUUUUCUUCUCUUCUUCAAGAAGAGGCUCCAAAUCCUCAUACAAGAUUGCAGAGUUCAAUUCGAGAUAGGAAGUUAGAGAAUACUGCUUCGGACAUUAAGCUCAUGAGUCAUGACUUCAAUCCAUCAGCUCUCUGUUUUGGUGUAUACUUGUCCAGAAAAUAUUGAAAGUCAUGAGAAACAAGAACAGAGAGAUUCUCAUUUCCAACCACCAACUCCUCCCGGAAGACAUUAUGAAUCAAUAGCUACAAGUUUAGUCUACUCAGAGCCUAUUCCUCACCCGGGGAGUACACAUUCUAUGGCACCAGGACAAUACCCGUAUCCUGAUCCGUACUACAGAAGCAUCUUUGCACCGCCUCCACAACCCUAUGCUGGGGUACAUGUACAGUUGAUGGGAAUGCAGCAACAAGGUGUUCCUUUGCCAUCUGAUGCAGUCGAGGAACCUGUUUUUGUAAACGCAAAGCAAUACCAUGGAAUACUGAGGCGAAGGCAAUCUAGAGCAAAACUUGAAUCGCAGAAUAAAGUCAUCAAGUCACGUAAGCCAUAUUUGCAUGAAUCUCGGCAUUUGCAUGCGAUAAGACGGCCAAGAGGAUGUGGCGGCCGGUUUCUCAAUGUGAAGAAGGACGACGAGCAUCACGAAGACAGUCAUGAAGAUAAUUCAAACCUUAGCUCUGGUAAAUCCGCUAUGGCUGCUUCUAGUGGUGGUACAUCUUGAGAAGGCCCCUCCCUACACGAAGCUUUGUUUGGUCUGGUCUCAGCUGAUCUAUGUCUUCUAGUGUAUGAUAUAUACAAAAUCUUUGUAGAAAAAGGUAUAGGUUUAUGGGAGCAAUUAGGGUAAAACGUGAAGUGGGUUUUUUAGACUUUGUGAUUAUUUAAAUAAAAACCCACUGAGGAAGCAAAAGGAAAUAAAUAAAGAGGGAAGUGUCUGCAUGAUGUUUAGUUUUAAAAUACAAUGCUACUGAUAUUGUUUUGCUGUAAGAAAUUUUGGUAAUAAAACGAAGACACAUACAAUGAAAUCUAAAGGAGUUUGGAUU